Funneliformis geosporum is the source of this 1316-nucleotide messenger RNA. NCBI's taxonomy places the organism in Eukaryota, Fungi, Glomeromycota, Glomeromycetes, Glomerales, Glomeraceae. The record is from the annotation of a GenBank genome assembly.
CGAAGAUUACUACUAUGAUGUCCAAUAUAUCUAAAAAGGACGGGUUUGAUUACUUUACUCAAACUUUUGUAGGCGAUUGGGAUCCAUUAGACUAUCAUAAUUUUUGGAUAAACACCUUAUCAGUUGAACUAGAUAAAGCAACGGUAACAAGGGCUUUUAAUGAACAAGUCGAAUGGUUUAUAGCAAACGGCGUCGAGAACGAGCAGGAAAUGGCGAAAUGUCUAAAGGAACAAAUUCACGCACAGCAUCAUUUCUCUGUUGCAAACCGUAUACUUACCGGGGGAAAUAACAUAUCAGAACCAAAUCCUCCUGUUAAUGGGUCGGAGAGCGAAAAGAUAAGAUUCGAUGACAAUGUUGCUAAUACGUCUUCCAAAGGCACUAGUUCAGAUAAGGUCGAUUCCACUGAAACGAACGGAAAGUCAGUUUAUGAAAAUAACUUGAAAAGAAAAAGGGAUGGUGAUGAGUCGGAUUACGAAGGGUUGACGUUAUUAUUUGAUGAGUCAAGUGAAGACGCUCUUAUAGAAAGUAUAGACGCAAAAUUACUUGAACAAGAGAACAAACUGCCACGGGCAAGUGGUAAUAGCUCAUCAAAGAUUCGACAAAAAAUUAUGGAUGCGAACAUCAUUGAAGCCUUUCACAAAUAUGAAAAUAAAAUUCCAAAAGCCCGUAGGAUUUUCACACCUGCAUAUUGGGGAGUUAUGGAUUUAACCAGAGAAAGUUUAUUUGACUGUAAACAGCUCACAGAAGAGGAUAUAAUGCAACCGUCGCAAGACUUUGCCGAUAAAAUUUCCUGGAAAACAAUACCUCCAGAAAAAAAUAUACAAGAAUAUUUUGAUAAUAAUUGUGAGAAAAAGAUGAUUGACAAUCAUGAUAUUAAAAAACUAGAUGAAGAGCUAAAAAUGAGCUCAACGUUUCCGCUUUUUCGUGGGGUAUUUAAUUCCGAUAAGAUUAAGAGUGCUUGGGGAGAAAUUCAAGCCUUAUCUACAAAUCAUGCGCGUAACAAAGGGGGAAAUCCGUUUAAAAAAGCACGAAUAGGAAGACGUGUUGAUAUGAAAAGUACUCUCGUCAAAACAUCUAAUAAAUUCGAAGUAAUUUAUGGAGAGGUUGCUAGGGGUUUGGGUCCGUUUGGAAUACCCACUGCAUGUCGUAGAAAGCCUUAUCUUGAUAAGAUAUUAGAACAUAUUGGUAAUAUACCAAUUGAUGAUUUAGAUGAUGUUGAUUUUGACGUAGAAUCUAUAUCAGAUAGUAAUAAGGAAAAAGAAAGUAGUAUAUUAGAUUAUGAUAUUGAUAAUUUAGUUAAUCAAUAUAUUACUUAA